GUCAUAGCAAGUACAAAACUUAGAUUAAAAAACAAAAAACACAGCAUCAGCAAUUCAGCAUCAAAUAUCCUCUUCCUUCUUCUGCAUCAACUCAUCUUAUUAGAGUUUUUGACUAAUCAAUUAUGGCCUAUGAGAUAACUGAGAUAAAGAAGAUUGGCAUAGGCCUAAUUGGUUUCGGCAUAUUUUUCGCAUUUCUUGGCAUAAUUCUUUUCUUUGACCGUGGUUUGCUUGCUCUGGGAAAUAUUUUUUCCUUGGCAGGGGUAGCCAUUUUGCUUGGUUGGCGUUCCACGUGGGCACUCUUCACAAAUAGAGCAAACUUUAAGGGUUCUGCAUCAUUUCUACUAGGUCUCUUUUUCAUUUGUGUGAGGUGGCCAAUUGUUGGUAUAAUACUUGAAAUAUACAGUUGUGUUUUUCUCUUCAGUGGAUUUUGGUCAUCUAUCAAAGUGUUCCUCUAUCAUAUCCCUGUUGUUGGAUGGAUUAUACAGUUUAUCUCUCCUCCUUGAUUGUCACAGAAGGGAUUUAACUGAUGCCUUAGUAUAUGGCUAAUCAUGGGUUUCGAUUGUAUUGGUAAUUUUUCCAAUGACUUGUGCAUGAAUGCAAUGUUAAGCUAGUUUUUCCAAGAGUUUGCAUCAGGCAGAUUAGCUUCCUUUAGUGAGAAGUAUCGCAGCAUGUUAUUUAUGUAGAAGAGUUGGUACUUGGUAGCCAUAUUUUGUUGCUUUAAAUGUAAACAAGAAUACAAGCUGGUUAUGCUGUUCAGUUGUCUGAUAGCAUGAGGGCUUGCUACUGAUGUCAGACUGAACAUAUAUUAACCUUCGGCUUUAUGCGCCUUGUCAUUGUCAAGACCUCGCCAAAGGAUGUUGAAAUUCUUUUUGUAUGUUUUUGGUUUAUGAAAGAUUCACGGGUUAUUAGUGUUAGUGUUGGAAUUAAACUUUAUGCUAUAAAAAAAAUGUGGAGAAAUGACUUGGGUUUUUAUG
Glycine soja is the source of this 974-nucleotide messenger RNA. RefSeq names its product vesicle transport protein GOT1-like. NCBI's taxonomy places the organism in Eukaryota, Viridiplantae, Streptophyta, Magnoliopsida, Fabales, Fabaceae. The record is from RefSeq and is a predicted model, not a curated record. The transcript has 7 exons. Gene Ontology annotation, biological process: endoplasmic reticulum to Golgi vesicle-mediated transport; retrograde transport, endosome to Golgi. The coding region runs from base 123 to 503 and encodes 126 amino acids.